GAGUUGGGUGUCUCUCAGGCUCCGCCUACUGUUUUUUAGCUCCAGCUAUUAGCUGUAGCGGCUAUCACCGGCUUUUGUGGACCUUUGUUUUUUUUCUAAAUCUGUUUUGUUUGUAUAUCUGUCGUGGGUCUGUGUGUGAAGACUGUGAGAUGGUUGUGUUAAAUAGUGAUAACGCUGACGAGCAGGAUGUAAUCCUGAUUGAGCCACGCUGCUCAUCUCUACCCAAUUCACCUGCAAAACGUGUUUCUCCAGCCAAAAAGAAGCAGUUCUUUAUAAACCAGGCCAUCCGUAAUUCUGAUCUGACCCCGAGAGCAAAGGGCAGGAAGAGUCUGAGACGUCAGGAAAACACCCGUUUUCUGGACAAUCUUUUGGAACGAGACGAUUGCCCCAAAGAGGAUGGGGAAGGGCAAGAAACAGCCUCACCCACCAUCUUCACUGAAGCCUGCACCAAUGGAAACUAUGUGGAGUACUGGAGUGAUUUUAUGAAUCGUUCUGGGGAAGAGCAAGAGCGACUGUUGGCUCUGCUCGAAGAAGAGGCCCAGAGGACACACUCCACCAAGAGCCAAGACCAAAGAGAGGCAGUUAAUCCCGCUUUCAGCGCUCAGGAAUGUUUUCAAAGGAUCGAUCGAAGAUUACGUGCGACACUGAAACGCAAACACAUUCCUAUCGGAGUGUUGGAGGGUCUGGAGUCUAAUCUACUGGUAUUCUUCAUGGCACGUCCGCAGUCGAUUUACAUUACCAAACUCGGCAGCAGUUAUGAGCGACUGCUGCUUCAUGCCGUCUGCCAAUAUAUGGAUCUGACCUCUGCCAGCUCUGACUGUAAUGGUGCUCGGCAAACGGAGGUGGUCAACAAGCAGGAAGCAUUUCUCCCUCCUGAACCAUUGCUGUCUGCCUACCUGGAGCAGCUGAACUGAACAACCUUGAAUCCUGGCCAGUGUUAGUACCAGUGCUGUUCACUUUAUCUAGCAGCACCACUGCCCAUCACCUGACCAGCGUGAACUUUGAAGCAACAUCAAAGUCAUAGGAGCUGGCCAGAUUCUUUAGAAGAGACUCGCUAGAGUUAUGUACUCAGUCUUGUGGUCUCUUUCAUUUACUUUUUCUGAUCUUUUUGAGCACCUAUUAGUAGUUGUUGUUGCUAUGCCUCUAUUUAUAAAUGAUCUGAUUCUUUCUUAUGUUUUCGAUUUUUACAUUUACUAUCAGUGGAGUCUUUGUAUAUAACUGAUUAAUAGACAAAAUAUGAAUUCUUUAGUUAUGUAGGAUGUCAUUGUGAAAACCAACUUUUGCCAUAUUUGGUCAUUUUCAUAAAUUUACAAUUCAAAUGGUGCAUCAUAUAAAUAUGCACACACACACACACAUCACAACGCUCAUAAACGUUAUGCAGUUGAACUGAACUUGAAUUUUAGCAAAACAGUACUUGUGCUUUGCCACUCUUUGGCGUCAGGCACCUACCAACAUGCACUUACAAUUAUGCCUUAUAUGCACAUGUUGUAUUUGGGUUUUUGUAUUUAAUAUAUUAAAGUUUUACAUCAAGACUAUUAUGGUUUACGUAGUGUGUAGGAAGAAUGUUUUAUACCAUCAGUAGUCCUAAAACACUUGAGCAUCUCUUGGAUUGGUGUUUAUAACUAAAACGUACGUGUUGAAUGCUUAUUCUCAGGCAUUAGCCUUCAUGAAUGUGGACAAUUACAUUAAUUAUGGAUCUUUUUUGUCAUAGUAGUGAGUGUUACAUUUUUCUAUGUAGGUGCAUGGGUUUUAUAAAUGUCUGUGUGCCAGUAAUUGAGUUUAAUGAUAAUUAUACUGCGGUGGCAAAUUCAGAACAUGAAUAUACACACCAUAAAAUGCUUCAUUGUGAGACAAAUACAAUUAAUGUGAUAUGCUUUGAAUAAAGAUCAUAGUAAUUGUGUGGUUACUGUAGAGAUGGAAAGGACAUGUGAAAAUAAAUAUCUUCAUGCUUGA
This is a messenger RNA of Paramisgurnus dabryanus, 1953 nucleotides long. RefSeq names its product R3H domain containing 4 (gene r3hdm4). Lineage: Eukaryota; Metazoa; Chordata; Actinopteri; Cypriniformes; Cobitidae. The record is from RefSeq and is a predicted model, not a curated record. Gene Ontology annotation, molecular function: nucleic acid binding.